This is a messenger RNA of Lolium perenne, 1853 nucleotides long. Its product is annotated as ACT domain-containing protein ACR10. Lineage: Eukaryota; Viridiplantae; Streptophyta; Magnoliopsida; Poales; Poaceae. The record is from RefSeq and is a predicted model, not a curated record.
GGCUGAACGAACGCACGCACGCAGCAGACAAGACCCGGACCUGCUUCCAGUACCAAAGGGAUUUGGGAUAAUAUCCUUCCGUAUCUUUGCCAUCCAAUUAUGCCAAGACUGAGCGGCGAAUCCUCUCUCCAAGAUUCCUCGUCUCCUUCCCUUCCGGUGACAAAGAUCCCCCUCCCGCCGCCGCCGCUCCCGCCAAUCUUGUCUCCCAACCCAUAAGUAGUGGCGGACUAAACAAGUCGAAUUUCCCUUCGCGGAGCAACCCAAGAUUUCUUCUUGCACAGCCUCGAUUUGGUUGCUUCUGCUCUGCUGCCCCCGAUUCCCAGAGAGAGGGAGAAAAAGAGGCAGUUGAUAGCUAGGGAUGGGGGUACCCAGCGACGAGGUGGUCCAAAUCCAGCACCCAGACGCCGCCGACGACCCGACCGUCGUCACCGUCAGCUGCUCCGACAAGACGGGCCUUGGAUGCGACCUCUGCCGGGUCGUCCUCCUAUUCGGCCUCAACAUCCUCAAGGGAGACAUGAGCACGGACGGGAGGUGGUGCUACAUCGUGCUGUGGGUGGUGCCGAGGCGGCGGGGGAGGGGGCCCAUGGCGUGGGACCUCCUCAAGGAGAGGCUCGUCGAGCUCUGCCCCGCUGCCGCGUCCUUCGGCUUCGACAGCUCCUACCUCGAACCAGAUGAUCUCGCCCCCGCCGCGCCACAGGUCUUCCUGCUCAAGUUCUGCUGCUUCGACAGGAUGGGCCUCUUGCAUGACGUGACACGUGUGUUGUGCGAGAUGGAACUCACAAUUAGAAGGGUGAAGGUCUCCACCACACCCGAUGGCAGAGUGAUGGAUCUUUUCUUCAUCACAGAUGCUAGGGAACUACUGCACACAAAGAACAGAAGGGAAGAAGCUUACGAAAGACUUCAGGGUGUGUUGGGUGACUCGGUGACAAGCUGUGAGAUUGAUUCUGCAACAGAAGACAUGUCUUGUUGCAUCCAAGCUUCCGCUUUGCUGUCGCCACAUGUCCUCGAACAGAUGUUUGACAUAGAUCUAAUAGAGGGGCAAUUGAGCCACUCAAGGUCCAACAGUUGCCUGUCGGUCACAAUGGACAAUUCCCUCAGCCCCGUACACACCCUUAUUCAGAUCCAGUGUGUUGACCAUAAGGGCCUCGUAUAUGACAUCAUGAGAACAUUAAAGGACUGCAGCAUCCAGAUUUCCUAUGGCCGAUUCUACGCGGGCCAGAAGGGCAGGUGCGAGUUAGAUCUGUUUGCGGUGCAAUCAGACGGGAAGAAGAUCCUCGAUCAGCAGAAACAGAGGACGCUGUGCUCUCGCCUAAGGAUGGAGCUCCUGUGCCCACUCCGCGUGGCACUAGUGGACCGUGGCCCUGACAUGGAGCUACUGGUGGCAAACCCGGUUGAAGUGUCCGGGAAGGGCAGACCACUGGUGUUCUAUGACAUAACCCUGGCUCUCAAAAAUCUUCACAAGCGGAUCUUCCUGGCCGAGAUUGGGAGGCAUGUGGUGGAUGACAGGGAGUGGGAGGUGUACCGGGUGCACCUGGGCGAGCACGAUCACGAGCUCUCGUGCUCGGCGCGGAGCAAGAUUGUUGAUGGCGUCAUGAACAUGCUGAUGGGUUGGGACUGAUUUCACAACCUGUACACUUCUUAACAUAAUGCAAAAUACCAGCGUUUUUGUGUGUAAAGCACCAUCGACUCAGUGUACAGAGAGAUGUCGAUGGCUGCUGCUGUAAUUAAGUUGUUUCUCACUGGCUAGUUAGGUCAGAUCAGGUCACGGACUUGAGUCUGAAACAGUAGUAGUGUAUUUGUGCCUAACUGAUAGACGACCACAGCAGGGCAAAUUAAGAAAGUGUUGCCAUUUA